This is a messenger RNA of Eremomyces bilateralis CBS 781.70, 2466 nucleotides long. RefSeq names its product PLP-dependent transferase. The record is from RefSeq and is a predicted model, not a curated record. NCBI's taxonomy places the organism in Eukaryota, Fungi, Ascomycota, Dothideomycetes, Eremomycetales, Eremomycetaceae. Gene Ontology annotation, molecular function: dethiobiotin synthase activity; S-adenosyl-L-methionine:8-amino-7-oxononanoate transaminase activity; magnesium ion binding. Gene Ontology annotation, cellular component: mitochondrion. The coding region runs from base 1 to 2466 and encodes 821 amino acids. Gene Ontology annotation, biological process: biotin biosynthetic process. The transcript is spliced from 4 exons.
AUGCCCUAUGUUGGUGCCUUCCUCCAUCCUUCUCUACACGCCCUCCAAAUCUACGGCGCCAACACCAAUGUGGGGAAAACCAUAGCUUCCACGGUCCUGUGCCGAGCACUUCGGUCCCGGCGAAAGGGCGCGGCGGUGCGAUAUGUGAAGCCGGUGUCCACGGGACCAGACUGGGAAGCGGAUGAUGGGCACAUAACGCGACACGCGAAAGGCGUGGAGUCGACAUGUCUCUUCCAAUUCGAUGAGCCCGUGAGCCCCCAUUUGGCAGCGCGAGCAGCCGGGCGACCGCUUCCCGACGCCACCAUCGUCCAAUCCCUCCACGCCUGCCUUCACUCCCAUGCCUCCCGUUCGCUAUCUCAACUCUCCCACACACUAGUCGAGACCGCCGGCGCGACGCUCAGCCCCGCCCCCUCCGGCAGCCUGCAAGCGGACCUCUACCGCCCGCUCCGGCUCCCGGUGCUCCUCGUCGGGGAUCCGAAGCUGGGGGGCAUCGGCGCGACCAUCAGCGCGUACGAGUCGUUGCGGAUCCGGGGGUACGAUGUCGAUGGGGUGGUGGUGUUCCGCGAGGGCGACGCGCAUGCGGACCGGCGGUACGGGAACUAUGAGUACUUGCGGGAGUGGUUCUGGAAGGAGGGCAGGAGGGUUCCGGUGUGGGGAUGGGAGAUGCCGCCGGAAAGACACGUGGAUGAGAAGCAAGAUGAGAAAAACUUGAGCGGGUACUAUGGCGGAAUGGAGAACGUGGAGGAAGUGCGCAAUGUGAUGGGGAGAAUGGAAGAACGACAUGAUGAGCGGAUCAAGGAGGUUCAAAGUCUCCCCCAGAGAGCACAUGAACGUGUCUGGUACCCAUUCACGCAACAUCAAGGACGGACCGAGAAAGACAUCAUGGCCAUCGAUUCGGCCCACGGGGAUUUCUUCCAGACGCUCUCCCCUCCAUCAACAUCGCAUUCUGCUCCGGAAUCUAACAAAGCAUCGGAAUCAUCCGCACCACCAUCCCUUCUAUCUCCCCUUUUCGACGCCUCCGCCUCCUGGUGGACUCAAGGCCUUGGCCACUCGAACCCCUCCCUUGCCAUGGCCGCUGCCCACGCCGCGACGCGCUAUGGUCACGUCAUGUUCGCCUCCGGCGCGCACGAGCCGGCGGUCGGGCUGAUCGAGGAUGUGAUUCAGACGCUAGGGAACGAGCGAUUGACGCGCGGGUUCUACAGCGACGACGGGAGCACGGCGAUGGAGGUAGCUCUGAAAAUGGGCCUGAGUGCAUGGGAAAGACGGACGGGGAUCGCGAGAGGGACAGAUAAAGAGGGGGAGGAGACGCUGAUUUUGGGGUUGACGGGGAGCUAUCAUGGGGAUACGAUCGGGGUGAUGGAUUGCUCGGAGCCGGGGGUGUAUAACGAGAAGGUGAGCUGGUAUCGGGGGAGGGGCUUCUGGUUCGACUAUCCGACGGUGGGGAUGAAGGAUGGGAAGUGGAGAGUCGAGGUGCCGGAUAGCUUGAAGGCGGAGUUGGGGGAAGGGAUGGUGGCUGAUGAGCUUGCGGGUGUGUUUGAUCUGGAAGCGCGGCAGGAUGACCGAAAGCGAUACGAAGCAUUCAUCCUGGAGACGCUGAAAACGGAAAUUCAAGAGAAGGGAAAGAGGUUCGGAGCCCUGAUAAUGGAGCCGGUGAUACUCGGCGCAGGAGGCAUGUUUUUCGCCGACCCUCUCUUCCAGGCAACCCUAGUCCACACCAUCCGCUCCAACCCCUCUCUCUUCUCCGACCACACCAACCCCUCCGACCCGCGCGACUGGCGCGGCCUCCCCAUCAUCUUCGACGAGGUCUUCACCGGAAUCUACCGCCUCGGCCGCCCCUCCGCCGCCUCAUUUCUCGGCGUCACCCCCGACAUCUCCGCCCACGCCAAGCUGCUCACCGGCGGCCUGCUGCCGCUCAGCCUGACCAUGGCUAGCGAGAGCAUCUUCAACGCGUUCCUGAGCGCGGAGAAGAGCGAGGCGCUGUUGCAUGGGCAUAGCUAUACGGCGCAUCCGAUGGGGUGUGAGGUUGGGAGGGAGAGUUUGAGGAAGCUGGGAGAGUUGGAGAGGGAGGGAGAGGAUUGGGGUGCGUGGAAGCGGGAUUGGGCGGCGGAUAGAGAGGUCGGUCAAGGGGAAGACAGUCGCAGCGGACAAGGGCUCGCUUCUACUUCUACGGACGUAUGGAGCUGCUGGUCCAAGCAGUUUGUGGGCCGCCUGAGCGGUCGAGACGACGUGGAGCGCGUAUGGGCGCUGGGGAGCGUGCUAGCGGUGACGUUGGUGGAUCGCGCUGGAUCGGGAUAUACAUCUACAGCCACCGCUGGACUCCAGCGCAAGCUCAUGGCCGAAGCGGCAACGUAUGGAUGGGGGGUUCACUCGCGCGUGCUGGGCAAUGUGAUCUAUUUCAUGGCGAGCCAGACAAGCACGAGCGAGGUGCUGGCGGGGGUAGAGACGAUGAUAUGGAGGAGUCUGUGA